Molecule: messenger RNA, 1953 nt
Organism: Seriola dumerili (greater amberjack)
Lineage: Eukaryota; Metazoa; Chordata; Actinopteri; Carangiformes; Carangidae
Gene: msx3
Product: homeobox protein MSX-2-like
Exons: 2
Coding region: 139-906 (255 amino acids)
Biological process (GO): regulation of transcription by RNA polymerase II; embryonic morphogenesis
Cellular component (GO): nucleus
Molecular function (GO): DNA-binding transcription factor activity, RNA polymerase II-specific; RNA polymerase II transcription regulatory region sequence-specific DNA binding
Source: RefSeq, a predicted model, not a curated record
GGCAAGUUCGUGCGUCAAAUCUGAAGUUUACCACGCUGUGCAACAUCGGAUGAGCCUCGGCGGCAUCACAGAUUUCCUCAAGGCGAAAACACGGAAACAUAAAACAGCAACGAGGAGAGCGGUGGGAAAAUUGGUUGUAUGGCACCUCAGUCGUGCGUAAUGAAUCCUGCGCAGGGAUCACCGCCCUCGACUGCUCCGGGGGACACCUCACCAGAGGACCGAGCCGCCGGUGGCAUGGGAACUGACAAGCUGGAUCUAUCCCCUGUCAGAAGAUGUAAGACCAAGAGUUUAGAUCUGCCUUUCAGUGUGGAAUCCCUCAUAUCAGACCGGCCGCCUGGCAGAAGCGUCCACUCCCCCGAGCCCGGUUCAGACUGCGUCCAGGCAGAGGAGACCGAGUGUGCGUCACCGAGUGGACUUUAUCGGUCCAAACCAGAGGUGGUGGACUCCAGUGACAAGGAAACGAACCCCUGGUUUCAGGCUCCUUACGCAUCCCCUCCAAGACUUCCCAGCCCGACCCCUUGCAAUCUACGGAAACACAAGAACAACAGGAAACCCAGAACUCCCUUUACAACCUCCCAGCUGCUUUCUCUGGAGAGGAAGUUCCGUCAGAAACAGUACCUCUCCAUCGCGGAGAGAGCGGAGUUCUCCAGCUCCCUCAGCCUCACAGAGACCCAGGUCAAGAUCUGGUUUCAGAACCGCAGGGCCAAGGCCAAGAGACUGCAGGAGGCCGAGCUAGAGAAGCUCAAGCUGGCCGCGAAGCCGUUGCUGCCGGCCUUCGCGUUUCCCUUCCCCCUGAGCGCACCUAUGGGCGCACCGUCCCUCUACGCGGCCCUGAACGGACCGCGGCCUGCCUUACCUGUCCCAGGACUAUUCAGUGGACCGUAUGGGAUGUACUAUUUGUCUUAACCCUCACUAACUUUGAACUGCAUCGUGGGGAAAGCUGCCUUUAAAAAUGCCUUCAUGCAGCAAAUAAGAAACACUGCAAAAAUGUCCAUCUGUCUGAAAUCUCAUAUUAAAUCUUAUGUAAAAUAUUUCUCGUUAUAGUGAAAAAUAAAAUUGCGUGAGAAGAAUAUUUUGCAUACAGAAAAGUUAGCAGAAUAAACUGGUUUAAUUUUAAAAUAAUAGAUUUUCAAUGAACAUGUGGAACAGAGACAAGUGAAAUAUUUUCACUCAAUUGUCAUUUUUCAUUUCAUUUUCUAUGACGUAUUUCAGAUUUACUUUACCGUAAAUUAUUUGUAAACGUGGUCAUUUUUGCAGUGUAAUUAGUAAAGUCCCUUUUCGAAAAGACACACUAUCACUGAGCUCAUUCUGCGGAUUAAAUUUUUCAAAUUUCACAUGAAUUGGGAGCUUCUGUCUUCCAGUAUAGGCAUUCUGCCGUAAAGUAAUUCUAAUGUGGCAAGAGAAGAUGUUUAUUUAAAGGCCUGUAGCUUUGGGUUUAAAGCAAUAGCUUCUGAUGACUCACUAAAGUGACCAUGUGAAUGUCUUAUUUCCAUUUCAGAGGCCUUUCAAAAUUUCUCACCUUAAAUGAACAGUUUUAAAAAAUGUUUUUUUUUUUUUUUUUAAGCUGAAGGUGGGAGGAAAAAGUUACCAAACAAGUAGAUUGUACCUCAAAUUAUGAUCAGCAGUUAUAAAGAGGCAAUCUCACACAUCAGUCAUUCAACAAAAAAAAAAACACUUCAAUUAGCGCAAACAUAUAUUCAUAUUAUAUAUACUAUAGCCAUAAAAAUACAAAUUAAGUCUAAAAUAAAUCUACUUUAUCAGUCAUUAUUUUUUUACAUUACCUCAAAAGAACUUUUGCACAGGUGUUGAAAGAGCUCCUUAAAGUCCAAGACCAGUUUCAUUACAAAAUGUAAAUAAAAGUCAACUAUUUUUUGCAAACACUCCAAAAUCCUAAACAAGACUGAUAGACUCACAUCAGUCAUUAAUGUACAGUGUAUUUUAUAUUUGAUGGGU